CGAGCGAUCGAAGCUACGUGCUAGCAGAUAGCUUUUGUUGUGAUUGACUUUUGAAGGGAUUAUUUCUAGUCCAGCAGCUUCGACUAAAAAGCGUCCGUUGAGACACUUUGCACAAUGAGUGGUGGAGUGUAUGGAGGCGAUGAGGUGGGAGCUUUGGUGUUCGACAUAGGUUCAUAUUCUGUAAGAGCUGGCUAUGCGGGAGAGGAUUGUCCCAAGGCGGACUUCCCAACAGUGAUAGGUGUUACUAUUGACCGGGAUGAUGGCAGUACGCCCAUGGAGACAGACGGUGACAAGGGCAAGCAGAGUGGCACCACCUACUACAUUGAUACCAAUCAGCUGAGGGUUCCCCGAGAGAACAUGGAGGUCAUGUCUCCUCUAAAGAAUGGCAUGAUCGAGGACUGGGACAGUUUCCAGGCAAUUUUGGAUCACACUUAUAAGAUGCAUUUCAAGUCUGAACCCAGCUUACAUCCUGUGCUCAUGUCAGAAGCAUCGUGGAACACGCGAGCAAAACGAGAGAAGCUUACAGAGUUGAUGUUUGAGCAUUACAACAUUCCUGCCUUCUUCCUCUGUAAAUCAGCUGUGUUGUCUGCCUUUGCCAACGGGCGGUCUACAAGUCUGGUCCUGGACAGUGGUUCCACACACACGACAGCAAUUCCAGUACAUGAUGGUUAUGUCCUUCAGCAAGGCAUUGUAAAAUCACCUUUGGCCGGUGACUUUAUGAGCAUGCAGUGCAGGGAGUUGUUUCAAGAGCUAAAUGUGGAGAUAAUCCCUCCCUACAUGAUUGCAUCAAAGGAUCCAGUGCGGGAGGGAGCCCCAGCUAGCUGGAAGAAAAAGGAGAAACUACCUCAAGUCACUCGGUCGUGGCACAACUACAUGUGUAAUUGUGUAAUCCAGGAUUUCCAGGCAUCUGUCCUGCAGGUGUCAGACUCUCCAUAUGAUGAACAAGUUGCUGCUCAGAUGCCCACGGUGCACUAUGAGCUCCCUAAUGGCUACAACUGUGACUUUGGAGCUGAGAGGCUAAAGAUCCCAGAAGGGCUGUUUGACCCCUCUAAUGCCAAGGGCCUGUCUGGAAACACGAUGUUAGGAGUUGGCCACGUCGUGACGACCAGCGUAGGAAUGUGUGACAUUGACAUUCGGCCUGGUUUGUACGGCAGUGUGGUGGUGACGGGAGGAAACACACUCAUUCAGGGCUUCACUGACCGACUAAACAGAGAACUUUCCCAGAAAACCCCUCCGAGCAUGAGGCUGAAGCUGAUUGCCAACAACACUACGGUGGAACGUCGGUUCAGUGCAUGGAUAGGGGGCUCCAUCCUGGCAUCACUUGGAACCUUCCAGCAAAUGUGGAUAUCUAAACAGGAGUAUGAGGAAGGAGGAAAGCAGUGUGUGGACAGAAAGUGUCCUUGACUCGACAUCCAGACUCUGCUUUCCCAUCUGCUUUAACUAGCUCAACAUCACGAGGCAUCCACCUCUGACCCAGACUCAGGAACAGUCGACUAUUAUUUUGUAUGUUUUGUUUUUAAAACUGAGCUGGUCGCCUGUCAGGAUCUUAAGAGAAAAAAACUUCCAACUCCUCAAGAUCCUUGUAUUUUCUUUAAUUACCCAAAACAGUUACUGUUGCCUUAUCUGUUACCUGUUGAUGGAAACUUUGCAUCAUCAAAAGUUGUUUCUAAUCACACAGCGGAGAGAUAAGUGAGCAAAAAAUUUACAGGAUUUCUGCAGAGAACUGGUAAGGUAAGACAUUGUGUGAUGAGGGUCUUCAUUUGGAGGAAGCAUCAAUUAGCUGGAUAUGAAUGUCUUUUGUUAAUGUCAUUUUGUGUACUUCAGGAGCAGUGCCAGUGAGUUGUUGCCCUUGGUUAGUCAUAUUUCAGCUAAAAUCUGUAUUUAACUUUCAUUUUUAAUUGUCAUUGGCUACAUAUGAUGUUUGAAAAAUAAAGUCAUUUUUGUUAUGGUUAA
Girardinichthys multiradiatus is the source of this 1953-nucleotide messenger RNA. RefSeq names its product actin-like 6A (gene actl6a). NCBI's taxonomy places the organism in Eukaryota, Metazoa, Chordata, Actinopteri, Cyprinodontiformes, Goodeidae. The record is from RefSeq and is a predicted model, not a curated record. Gene Ontology annotation, biological process: nervous system development; regulation of transcription by RNA polymerase II. Gene Ontology annotation, cellular component: SWI/SNF complex; NuA4 histone acetyltransferase complex. Gene Ontology annotation, molecular function: chromatin binding. The coding region runs from base 115 to 1404 and encodes 429 amino acids. The transcript has 14 exons.